CAACGCAACUUGGGUUGAAGGGAAAAUUGUUGACAUGGAGGAAAAUGGUUCAGAUAGCAUAACCCAGCCACAAGCCUUGAGAAAUAUAUUAUACUGUUUAUUGGGUUGUACCCCAACUCUUUUCCGACUUAUUAAUAACAAAGAGGUUCUUAUAUUUCUUUUCUGGCUCCCUGGUAUUCUAGUAGAGGUAGUUCUUGCUUUGUAUCUUGCGGUGCGUUUCCUAAGAGCUUCGAAUAUAUGGCUUCUGUUUGACUCCUUUGCUGUGACUACCAUACUUUCCAUCGCAGCGCUGGCACUGAACACUCUCUUCGUAGUAGCGCUAGUAAAAAUUUCAGGAGAUCAGGGAUUUCUAUUCUCCGACACUCCUUUCAGCUGGUUAACUGCAAUUCUUUACUUGCUUAUGUUGUUUCAAGUGGCCUUUACAGAAGAAACUGUGAAAUAUAUUGCAGUAAUGCGAGGAAAUUUAAGCAGUCUGAAAAACUUCGUAGCACAAGCAGUAGCUGUGGGUGCGGGUUUUGCAAUAGCAGAGCAGAGUAACCAGAUGCUAGACUUGUAUUAUUUUUCCAAACGAGCUUGGACUUUCUCUAGCAUAUUGAUUCAAUUUUUGGUUUUUCUUUGCAAAUCUGCCCUUCAUUGCAGUACUGCUGUUUUCAUUGCGUUUCGAAUGGUAUCCGUUCCGACAAAUUUUUCUUUUCUUCACCGAUUUGUGUAUAUUAUCUGGAUACCUUUGUGUUAUCAUUUCUUCUGCAAUAUUCUUAUUCAAUCGGAGGAUUUUAUUCUGGAAGAACGUUAUUCGUUGGUGGUUCACGCUUGCACUCUACCUCUUCUUGUGCUAGUUGCUGUCUAUUUCAUUUUCAAAACGAACCACUCUCAACUACUGGAACAGUCUUAUAGCAGUCUGGCCGAAGGUUUCGUUAUACGUUAAAAUGCAUAACAUUGCAAUACUAUCGGUAAAACUGAGUCUCUUUUCAACUCUCUUCUUGAAAAAAAGAAAAAGAUUCCGUAAGGAACGAGAUUCUUUGUCUUGUAAAAAUGCCAAUCCCAGCAACAAAGAGAUUGGUAAGAGUUGUCAUUGAGUGACUUUGUCAAAGAAUGGGUCUGCAGUGUUAUGCAGACUCCGGCAAGUAUCGCUUCUGCAACGGGACCACCGGAAAGAAAAUCACUUGACCUUUGCAAGAUGUUCUCAACGAAAUAAAACUGGGUUCCUAAUGCAAACUUGUCUGUUUCAGGCAAGUCUUUUAGUUCCACUACAGAGGAGUGCCUGAUUGUAGGGGAUUUCUGAGCAAAAUCGUCACAAGAAGCAAGGUAUAAACCCUUUCCUUUGCUAAAGCCUAACGACACACUAUUUGGUCGCGUUUCUACUGACCAUUGGAGUAGUCGUCUUCUUCGUGGAUUACCUUCUGUGGAGUAGUCGAAUUGUGUCAAUUCCUUAUGCUAUGUCAAGUAAUAAAGAGGGAUUGUCCUUU
Messenger RNA from Galdieria sulphuraria, 1466 nucleotides. RefSeq lists its product as uncharacterized. The transcript has a single exon. Lineage: Eukaryota; Rhodophyta; Bangiophyceae; Galdieriales; Galdieriaceae. The record is from RefSeq and is a predicted model, not a curated record. Bases 35 to 925 code for a protein of 296 amino acids.